Molecule: messenger RNA, 2420 nt
Organism: Chara braunii
Lineage: Eukaryota; Viridiplantae; Streptophyta; Charophyceae; Charales; Characeae
Source: the annotation of a GenBank genome assembly
GGAUAGUGGUUAUCCUCCUGAUUAGACCGGAGCGCAACCGGUUGAAUUUUCGAGCAUGAACACACGCUGGGAAUGUUAUUGCAAUAUUGAUGUUCGCGUGCAAAGAGCAAUCCGCCAUUGCUUGUCUUCUUUCUUUCUUCAAGUUCUUUGAAUCCCAUCCAAUUAGAGAUUCGUGCCAAGUAGUACUAUGCUGUUCUUUGGUUGCUUCAUGUUUCAUAGCAGCCUUGCUCAGUUGGUGGCUCACUCUAUUCUGGUCCUGGUUCAGUUGGCGGUUCGAUCCAGCCUAAUCAUGGUUUAGUCGCCCAUUCAAGCUCGAAGAUGGCAGAAACUCCAAGUAAAGGGUGUCGUUCCUUCUUUUCCUUUUUUCCAAGGGCCUCAGCGGUACACUGCACCGUGGCUAGCUCGAUGGGACUGGUUAGGCAGGGCCUGAGGGGGCUUAAGAUCAACACCGACGAAAAAUGUUAGCAUAGUGUCGAUCGAGGGCUGCAUGGUAUGGACACUGUGAGGAGGUAUAUCCAUCCUGGCGGCAAGGAAGACAACCUCGAUGAAUCUCAAGGGCGGCACACUCCUCAGGGGAUAGAGCUCCACGAGGAGGUACGAAACCCUGCGGGCUACGUGACACCCAAGGCCGCGGAUCCUGCGGCCUCGACAGCAACCGAGGAGGCCGACCGGGGGUCCGCGGCCGAGGCCGCGCGACCACACCAGACCCAGGAGAGGGUGCAAGUGGGAAAACGUUUCAUCCUGUACCAUGUGGUUUUCAGAAUCAUGCACAAGAUAAAAGUAAAAGAGUUAGACAAACAAAUGAGAUUAGGAUACUACUUGGAGAAGAGCAUCAUCCUUGCUCUUGAAGUCCUAGGGCUUCUUCUAGGAUGGUUGUUCAAACCAGAUGUUCCCACAGAAGAUUGGAAUGAAACAGUAGACUCUGGUGGUGUCUCUGCUGACACAGAGCUUACAAUCUGGCCGGCUGGAGUGACUGGUUGCUCCUAUCUGCGAACGGGCGAUGGACCAACGAUCUCAAAGGUCAGAGAAUCUGGGAAGCUUGGUGGUGGCGAAAGGAAUGGCAAAAGUGAAAGCGAUGGAAGAGAAGGCAAGUGGGGGCACUGGAGGAGGGAAGAGGGAGGAAGGGGGGAAACGGAGUCUUCAAACAGUAACGCAGGAGUUCCGAGAACGCAUCGUUUGAUUGACGCGGACGUGGGAUCUGGGGCCGCCAGAGGCGAGGUGGAGGGUUACCAUGCUUGGCUUGUGAGGCAAGCCAAGAGGUACAUUCUGACGCAUACGGGUUUCGAGUUAGACGACACGAAUUACAUCGUUGCUUGUCGGCAGUUUGAGGAUUUCUACUUGCAGCAGGGCAGGUCUAGUGAUUGGGGCGAGGCGGAGGGGCGUGCUCGUGAGCGCCCGUGUAGCGGUGACAUCGAGACGAUCGAGUGCGCGUCUUGGUGGUCCCAAUACGGGGUUGUCGCACCUGAGUUGCAGCGGUGUGCUCUUCGCGUGAUGCACAUGUGGUCCUGCGCCUCUCUAGUGGAGAGGAACUGGGCAAUCCACGAGGGCAUCCGCACGAAGAAGUGCAACAGGGAGGUGGAGGAGGAGGAGGAGGAGAGGGAGGAAGGCGGGAAGGAGGACUUCGAUAUGGCGGCGGAGGAGGAAGAAGACCACGAGGAGGUGGAGGAGGAGGAGAACGAGGAAGAGGAGGAGGAGGAGGUAGACGUGGAGGAGGAGGAAGACGAGGAGGAAGAAGCAGAUGACCAGGAGGAGGAGGAGGUGGGGGAGGAGGUCGACCAGGUGGAGGAGGAGGAUGAAGACGAGGAGGAGGAAAAGGUGGAGGAGGUCAACGAGGUGGAGGAGGAGGGAGAAGAUGAGGAGGACGAGGUGGAGGCCUUGGAGGGGGAGCACGAGCCGUGCAGAGGCCGGGAUGAGGAUUCCUACUCCGACGAGGCGAGAGUCGUCCAUUCCACCACCCCCUUCUUCAAGUCCUGCACCACCAUCACUUGUCUCGCCACUUCAGCCAACCACUACAGCAGCGGAGACGGGGGAGUUGGCAUCCUCCUUGCCUCAGCACAGACUUCUGCAGAGAUCUACGGUGGUCCGCCAGCUGAGGUUAUGAUCACCUUCCCGGGGGUUCUUGAAGGAGAAGGUUGGCCACCGUGCCACUCCCGCGGACAGGGGGGCCUAGCCCGAGCGGAGGAGGAGGUCACAGCAGCGGCAACGGUGGAGGGGGAGGUAGCAGCAGCCGAGGAGGAGGUACCAACAAUGGCAGGAGGUGCCAACUGCAGCAGCAGUGGAGGAGGAGAUAGCAGCUGCAGUGGAGGGGGAGAAGGAGGUAGCGCCAGCGGCGGUGGUGUCAGACGUUGAUAUGGAGCAUGAUAGUACAAACGCUAUUGGGGGCGGUGAUGACGCCGAGGAUCACCUCAUGCAACAGUUUA